Molecule: messenger RNA, 1573 nt
Organism: Leptidea sinapis
Lineage: Eukaryota; Metazoa; Arthropoda; Insecta; Lepidoptera; Pieridae
Product: adenylate kinase 8
Exons: 12
Coding region: 81-1448 (455 amino acids)
Biological process (GO): nucleobase-containing compound metabolic process
Cellular component (GO): cytoplasm
Molecular function (GO): AMP kinase activity; ATP binding
Source: RefSeq, a predicted model, not a curated record
UAAAGAUUUCAAAUAAUAUUUUUUUUAUCAUUGCUACAAUAAACAUUUUUCAUAUAUUCAUUAAAAUUCUAAACAAGAAAAUGACUGAGACCGAUGCAACGAAGAGACCUCUUGAAAUGCCGGAAACAUUUUUGCCCUUCCUUGAAAAGUACCGAAUCUAUAAAUUAUUUAAAGACAUGCUACGAGACUUAGUAAUAAAUUUACCGAAGGACCAUCUAAAGCACAUGAAGAUAUUUCUUGGUCAACACUUGCACUACAGCCAGGACAUAGACAGAGUUAUCCUUCUUGUUUCUCCAGAACUGCAAAUUGAUAAAAAACGAUUAGUUCGAGACUUGAUCAAAGCUAUUGGCUUUAUUGUGAUCACUCGACGAUGCAUUAUGGAUCGAUAUGAGAAGCAUGAUAGCUACGUGCCGGGGUGUAUCCCUCCGGAAAUAAUGUCAGAGGUUACCAAAAUGCUAACUCUCAAGGAUCCCGUGCCUCUAACGGGUUGGCUUAUGUUUGAUCACCCGUGCUCGGUCCGCGAGGCUCGCUGCCUGCAGCAAGACGGGGUGCUGCCCACCGUGACGCUGCUGCUGACCCGGCCCCCUGCAGCCGCGCCUCCUGUACACGACCCUCGGACUCCCGCGCGCUCCUUCUUCCAGCAGGACAUAGAGGGCCUCAAGUUUGUUUAUAAAUCUACUCUGAAGGAAGUAUACAUCGAAUCCGAAGACGAUCACGAGAAAAUAUCAGCUAAGUGUUGCAACGCUAUACGAGCCUGCGCGGCUGGGGCCCAAGGACCAGGUCAGGGGCUCCAAGCGGUAGGAGCCCCGGGGGUGUACCGCGUGAUACUGAUAGGGCCGCGGAGUUCUGGCAGGCGCACUCAAGGCAAAAUGGCAGCUAAACAUUUUGGUCUUGUUUACCUGCAUUUCAACGAUUUGUACAACGAAGCAAAAGCCAGGAAGGACGAUGUUGGCCACAAGAUCCGUAAUGUCGGAGUCAGCGUGCAGCUUCGAGCCGAGAUUGUGCGUCGUCGCAUAUUGCAAAAGGACUGCAUCGAGCGCGGUUGGGUCUUGAUCGGAUACCCAGCUACCGGCACUGAUUUUGAACUCCUCGACUUGAUGCACACACCUCCGAACCGAAUAAUAUUCCUGAAUGUAACCCGGAAGGUGUGCAAAGAGCGAGCCACGAUCCGCGGGGUCGACUGGUGCACAGGUCAAGAAAUGCCGCUGGGUAGCACGCCAAGAGUGAUGCCGCGCGCUGAGGAUCUGGCACCACUGGAUGCCGAGCUGGAGACUUACUUCACCGAGUCGCUUGCUGAGCUGAGAGCUGCCGCCGGCAUCACAGCAGUGGAGAUCGAUGGUAACUUACCUAAUGAUCAAGUUUUCGUCAAAGUGCAAGCAGCUAUAAUGGCAGCGCCCGCCUACAACAUAGAGAGUUGCUUCCAACUGAGGAAUGUGCGCGGGGAUUAAGAGAAAAAAAAACUGGACUAUUUAGAAAGCCUAAGGAAUAAAAAACAUUCAUUUUGCCUUGUUAAUGUGUUGCUUAUUGAUAUUGCUAGAUUUAAUCUGCUUAGAGUAAAAAUAAAAGGAAAACA